Messenger RNA from Papaver somniferum (opium poppy), 1218 nucleotides. RefSeq lists its product as uncharacterized. NCBI's taxonomy places the organism in Eukaryota, Viridiplantae, Streptophyta, Magnoliopsida, Ranunculales, Papaveraceae. Bases 9 to 1154 code for a protein of 381 amino acids. The record is from RefSeq and is a predicted model, not a curated record. The transcript is spliced from 7 exons.
UCCGCAUAAUGGCAAAAUUGAUUGACAUAACACGAAGUUUGGUGUUGACAAUACUCGUUUUUGGAAUAUUGAUUCAUGAAUUAGUACAAGGAAGAAAGAUUUCGGAUACAACCAACAAAGCAGUGAUCAAAACUAUCAAGGGCGAUAAUGAUGAAAUCAUCGACUGCUACAACAUAUUCAAGCAACCUGCUUUCGACAAUGAAUUGUUGGUCAAUCAGACAAUACAGAUGAGACCAGGGUCAUUCCCAGAAGGAAUGCAAUCUAACUUGGAAAAAUUUAAGCCCGCACACUCUUGGCAUAAGUAUGGAACGUGCCCUGAAGGAUCUGUCCCAAUACGAAGGUUUGGAAAAAUUUACCACCCAAAGCGGACACUUGCUCCUAAUCAAUCCCAACAGUCUAAUGAUGCAAAUAGCAAUAAUGAGUAUGCAGUAAUUCGCCUGGCAGACGAUAACUUUCAAGGAGUACAAGCAGUUAUUAACGUAUGGAAACCAGUGACUGAACCAGGGGAAAUUAGUGCAUCCCAGAUUAUGAUUGCAUCAAGCGACUAUAAAGAAGUCAUUGUAGCAGGAUGGCAAGUCAACAAAGUGUUGAACGGUGAUGACGAACCCAGGUUCUUUUUAUACUGGACAGUGGACGGCUUCCAGAGCACAGGCUGCUACAAUAACCUUUGCCCAGGGUUUGUGCAAACAUCCACGGCUGUCACCCUCGGUUCCAGCAUCAACCCAAUAUCUGUCUUCAAUGGCGCCCAAUAUGACACUACCUUCCUUGUGUUUAGGGAGCAAUCUACUGGAAAUUGGUGGGUGCUGGUACAAGGUGUUGAAGUUGGAUACUGGCCAGCCUCUUUGUUCAAGGAAUUGUCAGAAAAGGCAACAAGAAUAGAACUCGGUGGACAAAUCUUAAACACGCGCGCUAAUGGGGUGCAUACCAGUACUCAAAUGGGGAGCGGCCAUUUGGCUUCAGAAGGGGGUUCCGGAGUAUCAAGUUAUUUUUAUCGUGUUCAAAUAGUUGAUGCAAGUAAUAAAAUGCAAGAACCCCAGCAUGGUACAUGGUAUCAGACGAAUCCUAAUUGCUAUGAUGUGAAAAUUGACGAAAGAGGUGGGAAUGGUUUUAGUUUUCACUUUGGAGGUCCUGGUCUAAGCGCUAUCUGUCAGUGAUGUAUAUGGCGCAUCAAAUGAGAAGUUCCUAUGUCGUGCUUUACUGGUUUCCAUUUCCUAAUCA